AUGAAUUCCAUAUCUCAGUCAUCAUCAUCUGCAACUCCAGUUAAUCUCACUGAGAUGGUGUAUUCUCUAUUUGAAGCUUACAGCCUUACAGGUCAUCAUGCAAGGAUUGAACACGUUUUCAUCAAGCUGGAUACUCUCUUUCAGCAGGUGAUUGACGAUCAUCUUAAAGCUUGGAGGACAGAAGAGAAGGAAGACAUUAUCGACGGGAGGCAUCAAACUGAAUCAAGUGCAACACAGCUCACAAAAGAUAAUAUUGAGGCAGUCAUUCUGAUGGUUUUGCCUGAUAUCUCACUUGCAUAA
Dovyalis caffra is the source of this 300-nucleotide messenger RNA. NCBI's taxonomy places the organism in Eukaryota, Viridiplantae, Streptophyta, Magnoliopsida, Malpighiales, Salicaceae. The record is from the annotation of a GenBank genome assembly.